AGAUUAUCAUCUGAAGUAGAGCAAUUAUAAUUUUAAAAUGUCUCGUGUUCAAAUACGAACAUGGUGCUUAGAUAAAUAUGCGCGUUUUAUUCAAAGAAGUCCACCAGAUGGGGGUGUUUGGAAACCUUAUGGAAAUGAAAAAGAGCAGAUGUUGAUGUCACUGAGCCAAGAAAAUCAACUAACAAUCACCCAGGGUUCUACUUUGUUGGAAAGUCACAAUUUAGUGAGAGCUAAUUCUUUCAUGCGUGGUUUAAGUCGGACUGAUAGUUUACUGUUCUUAUAUAAACUACAGAAUGAAACCAGAAGAUUCAAAGUUAAGUUCUCAGCACUGGAAACCAAGACAGGGCAGGAAGUUUGUGCUGAGGCUAUACUAGUUUUGUCAAACUUCAUAACAAUAAAAACAAACAUCAACAUCAAGGAUCAGUCCUCUGAAGGAAAUAACCUGAUUGGUUGUCAGAUGCCUGGGACACAUGAACAAUCAAUUGCUGCGUUAAACAAUUCUCUUUUACAUGGAGAGGUCACUGUUGGUACUAUGGCUAAGGCCUUGCUGGACAGAACCAAUUUGCCAUCAGCUUACUACCAGUGUCAAUCAGAUAGUGAACUAAUACCACAGUUAUUGCAAACAUGUCUUGCUGAUCCAACAUUUCCAGCUUAUGUUGAAGCAGUGGAAGCUCAACUCAAAGAGCUUAUUUCCAAUGACUCAUGAAUAAUUUAUCUUUUUUUUUUUUGAGAGUAUAUUCACAGCUAAUGUAGACUCUAUAUCAAACUGUUGAUGUGUAUUAAUGGCCAAUAGCAUUCAAUGGCAUUCACAAAAAAAUAUAGCAGUAAUAAAAAUUAAAAAGAAGAAUAAAAAAACUUUUGAAUUUAAUCAUAUUUAUUUGAAAUACAAGAUAAUGAGGAUCAUUUCAAAAAGCUCUAUAUCAAUAUCAUUAUAACUAUACAUUAUAAACCUAAAAAAACAUGCAUUACAUUGUGUAUGUUAUAUCAACUAAAUAACAGUUGUAUAACCAAUUAAUCUUUUUUGACAUUAUUUUUUACUGUGACAAUAAUAAAAAAAUUAAUGCAUGUAAUUAUUUAUUUGGUGGUUUUAUUUAUCUUUACAAUAAUCUUUCUUACUGCUUUUACAAAGGGAUUUUUAAAAAUGUGAAGAAAGAAUAUAAAAAAUAAAUUACUGAAACCUUGGAAUAGGCAAAGAAACAUCCUAAAAGCUAUACUGACUAUUCUUGUUAUUUGGGGUUAUGUUUAGCUUUUAUAUGCUAUGAGAUUUGGUAGUUCUGCUUGCAAAGAUUGUAGGUUCUUGUUGGCUCUUUAGAGAUAUAAUAUGUAUACUCAGCAUUCAAGAAUGUUGCGAUGUAAUGGCUAAUGUUUUUGUUGUUAAAUUUGGCAUUGUCAUUCAUAAUGUUGGCCCCAUAACACUGCUGUAUAUUAAAAGACUGAAACAAGUGAGAGCUUUACUUGACUUGUCAAUCACACAGGAAACUUUUGUUAAUCCUGUUUAUGUUUUUCUUACAAAAUAUAUAUUUAGGUAGUGAACAUUGAAAUAAAAGUAAAUUAAUAACAUUCAAUUGAUGUACAGUAGAACGUCGAUUAUCCAGAUUAAUUGGGAAUGGGGUCUGUCCAGAUAAAUGAUUGCCCAGAUAACAGAAUAUUAUAAACUGUCCAAUGCACCAACAAUAUAAAGAAAAUUCAUAUGGGGAUAUCGCACAAUACCUAAACAUAAAACUGAAGUACAAAAUAAAGGGGAACAAAAUGGUACUAGCCUACCAUUAGUGAGAGAAAUAAUUGCUGAUCUUCAUUGCAUAUUAGCAAGACCACUUAGAUACCUUACUGUAAAACAAAAAAAGGCAAUUUGGAUAUUUGAUGUUCCAAAUAACGGAUGUCCAGAUAAAUGACGCUCUAUUGUAACUUGAUUUUUUUAAACCAAAAAAUUUGAAUGAUUUUUUUAAAAUCUGUCAAUGUGCAUAUAACAACAUUAAAUUAUUUCUGUGAAACUAAACAUCUUCGUCAAACAAAAAAAAAACCUGCUAUGCCGACACAUUUUAUUUCUAAGUGCACCACAUUGUAAUUUUCAAGAGUUUUGGUUAUUAGUAUUAAAACUCAAAAGAUGAAAAAUUAUCAGUCUUAACUUUAUCUUACAUUGCAUUACAUUCUGAAUUAUUUGGCUGUGUAAAUAAAAUAUACAAAUACAAGCUUCAACCCUUUUUGUGUUUAGAAGUAAAUGUUUUGGAUUACUUUUUCAUGACUUAUUUGAUAAGAACUACACAAACACGAUGUACUGUACGGUUCACAAAAAUAAUGCAAGUGCAAAGGAUCUUGCCCAAAAAAUGUGAUUUUGUUUCAUGUUUUCAGAAACAAUAAAAAAUUAAUUUAUAAUUUCCAUGGAAUAGAAUCAACAAAAUGAAGUUGACAGUUUAAAUUAGUUAUUUUAUUUCAUAAGAUUUGAAUUUUUAGCUCUAAAAAAAAAGAAUAUAUGAUGCAUCACAGCCCCAAAAAAUGUGCACUAAAUAUAUUUUGAUAAAUACAUGGCAGGUUAUAUAAUCUUCCAUAAAUUGUUAUUUAUAUAAUACAUUUAAAAAAAAAAAAACUUGGCUUACAAAUGCUUGAAAUAAAGAUUUAGCAUUUGUUACAUUUAAUAUAUGGUACACGUUUCUGAAAACCAUCACAUAUUCAAUCAACGUUUUGAGAAAUAUUAACGCUAUUAACAGACUCCAUAAGUUAACAGCUAUACUAGAAUACCAGGUAUUAUUUUUGACAUGCAAUAUGUAUCCAUUAAAUUACAGUGAUAUAGGGUGAUACUCUAAUAAAUAUGAAUAAUAAAUACAUGCUUUUUGAAUAUGAAAUAAAUAAUUUGGAUUUAAAUUAAUCAUUUGAUUUAAUAAAU
Biomphalaria glabrata is the source of this 2881-nucleotide messenger RNA. RefSeq names its product meiotic recombination protein REC114-like. NCBI's taxonomy places the organism in Eukaryota, Metazoa, Mollusca, Gastropoda, Planorbidae. The record is from RefSeq and is a predicted model, not a curated record. The coding region runs from base 38 to 706 and encodes 222 amino acids. The transcript is spliced from 6 exons.